This is a messenger RNA of Monoraphidium neglectum, 1707 nucleotides long. RefSeq lists its product as hypothetical. Bases 1 to 1707 code for a protein of 568 amino acids. NCBI's taxonomy places the organism in Eukaryota, Viridiplantae, Chlorophyta, Chlorophyceae, Sphaeropleales, Selenastraceae. The record is from RefSeq and is a predicted model, not a curated record. The transcript has 3 exons.
AUGGGGCCGAUACAAGAGGAAGACGUGCACAACCUGCUGGAUCAGGUCGAGUCGUACAGUGCCACCCUCCGCGAACCUCGCCAACCCCAGCCCAAGAAGGACUUCAAUGUCGCUCUCGGGGAGCCCAGCGACGCGCUGUCGCCCGGCUUGCUGCAGCGCCUGCUGCGGGUGACGUGCGAGCUUGAGCUGCAUCACCAGGCGUCCCUGCUCAUGCAAAGCCUCAUGCCAGUCAUCUACAUGGAGCCAGAAUGGCUGGAGCAGCUGGCCACCCUGCCCGGCUACGGCGCAGCGCUCUCAUAUGUGCUGCGCAGGUGGGGCCAUGACGGCCACAUCAAUUCUGACACGUGUCACCUGAUCGCAGAGGUACUGCUCAAGCAGGCGAACGAGGGCGCCGCGCGCGCCUUUGCAGAGGGGCUACUGGCAGACCCGGAUGCCCUCGCAGGCGGCCUGCUGGCGGCCGCGUUCCCUGGAGCGGCCGGCGGGCCGGCGCCGCAGGGAGGGGCGCAUAUUCUCAGCGAUGCGAGGGCCGUCUCAUCGCUGGGGCGCGCGAUGCAGCUGUGCUGCGGCAGCGCGGGCGCCGCGCAGCUGGCUGCCUGCUGUGCGGCGUCGCCCAGCGCGGUGGCGCACGCGGCGCGGCACGUGGUGCAGCGCAGCAGCGGCAGCGGCGGCAGCAGCGCCACCGCAGGUGGCACCAGUGCGCACGGCUCUUCUGCCACGUUGUCUCGGGCCGUUGCAUUCCUGCGGCACACAAUCAAUGGGUGCGCCAGCGACGCGCAGGCCAAUGUCUGCGCGCAGCUGUCCGCCACCCCUGGGUUCUACGCGGCGGCCGGUGCCCUCCUCGCGGACCCGGCCGACGCGCAUCGCCAGUUUGACUGCCUCGCGCUCCUGCACGGCAUCACCACCGCGCUGCCGUACCAGCCGAGCACCGCCGCCGCCGCGGAGGCGGUCGCGGCGCCCGGCGCGCUGCCCGCGCUUGUGCGGCUGCUGGACAGCGCCGAGCCGCAGGCGAGGCUGGCUGCUUCUGUCCUGCUGUACUGCGCCAUGUCAGCGGCCUCGGGCAGCGGUGCUGCCCUGACCCGCCCGCCUGUCGUUGCGGCGCUCGUGGCGCUGCUGCGGCGCGAGGGGGCCGGCGGCUGCCCGCGCGGGCCGCACGCAAUCUGCCUGGCCUGCACUUGCGCGUGCAGCUUCCUUGAUUUGGUUGCCUGCUACAACGACAGCGACUGGGCGUGCACGUUGGCGCGCCUCUUGGCGUCGGCGCCGGCUGCCCUGGGAGCGAUGUCGCAGCAAAUCGCUGUGCAGGCGCGGCUCUGCCCCGAUGAGUUGCAGCUGGACGUGCUCCCCAGGCUGCUCUGCACCAUAUGCUGCGAGCCGGCGCGGCAGGGGCGGGGCGAGCUGCUGCGCAGCAUUGCGGCCGCCCCCGGCCUUCUGGCCGCGGCCGCCCAGGCCCUGGAGGCCAUGCUCGCGGCCGGCUCGCCCUUUCACCAGCACAGCCUUGGGCAGCCGCUGCGCGCAUGCCUGGCGGCGUCCCUGGCGGCGCGCUUCUGCUCCGACGCCUGCUACAAGGCGGGGUGGAGGGGCGGCCACAAGCAGCAGUGCCUGGCGUCGCAGGCGGCGGCCCAGCAGCAGCAGCAGCAGCAGCAGCAGCAGCAGCAGCAGCAGGCGGCUGGUGGCCGGCCAGAGGCAGCAGCGUCAACCGGCCAUAGCUAG